Alternaria ventricosa is the source of this 918-nucleotide messenger RNA. RefSeq lists its product as uncharacterized. NCBI's taxonomy places the organism in Eukaryota, Fungi, Ascomycota, Dothideomycetes, Pleosporales, Pleosporaceae. Bases 1 to 918 code for a protein of 305 amino acids. Gene Ontology annotation, molecular function: oxidoreductase activity, acting on paired donors, with incorporation or reduction of molecular oxygen; iron ion binding; heme binding. The record is from RefSeq and is a predicted model, not a curated record. The transcript has 2 exons.
AUGCUCACCGAAGCCGAAGACAACACGUUCGACGCACCGUUCAUUAAGUGUUUUGAUCUAGCAUCUGAGCAGAUCUGGAACAUGCUGUACUUCCCCAUUCUUCGGACGAUUGCAUUCAAAUGCCCACCAAGUGUGACCGCCAGGCUCAGCACAUCGGCCGCAAGGUUUCAGGGCUUCCUACGUAAGGUCGCGAAAACUGUGGUCAACUUCAGACAUUUGAAGGCUUCCGGCAAGUCCUUGGACCGCGAGAUUGUCUUCGAUGCCAUGCAACACCUCGACGAUGCAACAGUCGAGUCAGAAGCCGCGAACAUCUUGGUUGCAGGUUCUGAUACAACGGCAUUCACUCUCUCGACCGCUGUUCAGCAUAUGAUGAAAGACCCUGCCAUCUUUGUACAACUCAGAAAGGAACUGAGGGAAAGCGGCGUUGCGGCGACCCAAGAUUUCACGCUCGUGAAACUUGAGCAACUUCCGUAUCUGACUGCUUGUGUGAAAGAAUCAUUGCGCUAUGCCAUGCCCGUACCGGGACGACUUCCUCGAGUCGUACCACAUGGAAUUCAGCCUCUCGUGGUAGACGGAAAGAUUGUCCCCGCUGGAACUGUCGUUGGCAUACCCGCCUACAGCAUGCAUUUUGACGAGAGCAUCUGGGGCGAAGACGCCAGGAAGUUCAACCCCGCUCGUUGGCAGACCGAAGACGCGAAAGAACUCGAGAAAUAUCUCGUGACCUUUUCCAAAGGCGCAAGGCAAUGUCUCGGAAUCAAUCUAGCAUAUGCAGAGAUUUAUCUCACCUUGGCGAUGCUCGUCAGCCGAUUCCGCUUCGAACCGGAUGCAACCAUCACGGCAUCUGAUGUCCAACCCCUGGACCGUUUUGCCACUGAGUACGAAGGAACUGGGGUUCGCGCCAUGGUUUAUGAGGACUAA